Messenger RNA from Gaeumannomyces tritici R3-111a-1, 4046 nucleotides. RefSeq lists its product as hypothetical. Gene Ontology annotation, molecular function: histone H3K36 demethylase activity; histone H3K9 demethylase activity. The transcript has a single exon. Gene Ontology annotation, biological process: chromatin remodeling. Lineage: Eukaryota; Fungi; Ascomycota; Sordariomycetes; Magnaporthales; Magnaporthaceae. Bases 138 to 3842 code for a protein of 1234 amino acids. The record is from RefSeq and is a predicted model, not a curated record. Gene Ontology annotation, cellular component: nucleus.
GGCGACUCUGUUUUCCCCGCAAAGCCGCGCCCAAACACAAGCUCCCUUUUUUGUCCCACAGUCACUUCUCCAAAUUGUCAUGCUGCAAGGGACAGCGGAGCAAUUGAAGUGCGAGCAGUGACUCGUGGGGCGGAGGAAUGCUCGAUCCGAACAUGUCGGCCGCGCCAGCAGCACCAGCGCCGUCACCAGCAACGCCUGGCGAGGGCGGCGCAGGCGGCGCGGGCAUUCUCGUCAACGCGGCCGAUCUGGACCGCGCCCCGCCCGCUGUCAGGGAAUACCUCCUGAGCCUGCUGCGACGCAACAGCCGCCCGCGCGCCCAUGGGGCUGAGGCCGGCGCUGAGACGGAUAUCGCAACAACCACGGCUACCACUUCAGCCAUCGCCACUUCCACCACCACCCCCAACAUCAACACCGCCAUUGGCGCAGGGCCGCCAGCAAACAGUACUAUAGAUGAUACCCAACAUCAGGAUGGGGCUGCGGCCCACAAUACAAACAGCGACGGCAACGCCCUCGUCGUACAAGCAGUGGCGCCGCCGGUACAGACCGCCACUGUCAUCGCUGCCGUCGCCAAAGAUAACAUCGUCGCUGCAGCAUCAGCAACGCCCGUGCCGCCACCAGCAGCGGCGCCUCCUACCCCACCGCCCUCGUCCGAUGAAGGUGCUGCGGCGGCCGACCCCCAGGCGGGGUUCAAGACCCUGGCCAAGCAGGUCGCCGACAUGGCCACCGAGCUCUCGCUGCUGCGUUCCGAGACCAAGAUGCUCCGGGAUGUCAUGGCCGAGUCUGGCGUGCUCAAGAGCGACGGCACGGCGAGAGAGACCACGGCUGCCCCCACCGGCUCCGCGGAUGUCGUGUCGCCGUUCCUCCAGGCCCGCGUUCUAGAAGCGCAGCGGAGAGUUUGGGAGUAUGGAGGCGUAGUAGCGCCCCCGCCUUCUCACUACGACGGCGACGGCGACGUGUUCGCAAGCCCCGGGCCACCUCCAUUUUCGCCUUUGUCUGACGUGGUGGGGCCUCGGACUCCUACUCGGUCGGGAGAUGAUGAUACAGUGGUUGCGGCUUCCGCCCCUGACAGCCCCGGACCGCCGGUCUUGGAACCCGACGAACCUGUCGCUGCGGUGCUUCAGCACCAGCCAAAAACGCCCCAGCGCUGUCCUCGUGGAGCUCCGCGUGCUCAGCCGCGCCAGCCUGAUGUGACCUCGACUCCCCGUCCAGCGAUGGGUGUCUUCCCCACGCAAGCGAGCACUACCCCGGCGACUUCGGGAUUGCGCUCAGGUAAUACCUCUGACGCCAUCUUCUCGAGAGCGCAGUUCGGCCUGGACCCACGCUCGUCGCCCAUCGUCGCUCGUGCCCGUUCCCUUCCGCGCCUCCCAGAGCGUCGCCGGUCUGUAGCCGUCCGGGCUCGUACGAGCGUGGCCCGGGAGGUGCAGCCGAGACCGGUGAGGGUGAAACGCCACAAGGACGUCGAGUACGAAUGGAAGGCGGGCCAAGGUGGCCAUGUUCUGCUUCUCAAGCCGACACCCGAGCAGUAUGCGGACCUCAAGGGGACCCAAGACGGCUGCCCACUGCUGUUCCUUUGCGCCGAGGAGCUCGGGGCGCGGCGCCACGGUGCCUUUAUCAUCGAGAUCCCGGAGGCCUCGCGACCAGUGAUCCCUGAACAGCCGGCUCUAGAAAGGAUAUGUACCGUGUAUAAGCAGCAGAAGCUGGCUUCUGGGUUUUGGAGACUAUACACAUCGUCCGGCCGGCGUACUAUACCUCAACCCGGUGCCUUCGAGCCGGUCGGGCUGGACGAGGCCACACGCGAGUUCGAGAAGCGCCUUUCGGUCGGCAAGACGCUGCAGCGGGUCGCAUACGAGACGGACAUCCCGGCGCAUACACCAGAGGAGCGCACUGAGGCGCUUUUGCCCCUGGAGAGCCCAGUUUACCCGCUUCGUGGUAACAAGCUCGAGACCACGGGCAUCCCCGGCAUCCACACCCCGAGCGCGUACCGCGGUACCACUUGCGCACCAUUCGCAUGGCAUUUCGAGGAUUUGAAGCUGGGCGCCAUCAACUGUCUGUACCGCGGCCAAAAGGUCUGGUUCGUCACGGAGCCUGCCUCGUUCGAUGCUGCGUCAAAGGUCUUUGGCGAGAUCACUAAGAAGGCCGUCGACCACGACCAGUUCCUCCGCCACGACGCGCUGCACUACGGCGCCAGUCACCUGCGCAGCCAAGGCAUCGUGACGAGGGGCUUCAUGCAGGAUGCGUGGCAGAUGGUGGCUGUGUACCCGGGCGCCUACCACUCUGGAUUCAGCGCGACGGGCACGCUGGCAGAGGCGGUCAACUACGCCGACUACUGGUGGACCGCCCCCGUCGGAUACCGGCCCUGCUCCGAAAAGUGCCACCCUGGGAGGGAGCCCAUCACUCUGGAGCAACUUAUCCCAGGCGAGAUAAGUCAGCCACCUGAGGAGCCGCCCUCUCCAACGUCUAUAAAAGUCCAGAUAAAGCCACUGGGACCCCCGUUGCGAGCCAUGGGUCACAUCGAUGCCAGCCCUGCAGGGAAACCGCCGGGAAAGCGGUCAGGGUCAACCAUGCCUAGCGACGUAUCGAUGGGCGAACCGGCGCUGAAGCGCGUAAAAGAGUUCCACAGACCGCCGUCUCUCGAGGUUCUAGCCCUGGAGCUGACAGGCCCGUCGGCCGAGCGGCGCCUCAGGCGCCAGAUGCUCGCUUAUAGCAAAUAUCCGGAGAUCCUUCCCCAGCCCUGGGAUGACAAGGGAAGCUGGGUACAGCAGACGAGGGAUUACAUAAAUCUCGGAAACGACAUGAAACGCAGAAACUACUCGACUGCCCCCACCGAGUUUACCAAGCUGGUCGGGCUCGUUGCGAGGGCCACCGCCACCACGACCAUAUACACAGGAGGAGAGGGCGGGGGCAUUGGGAGCGCAGCUGAUGUGAAGUCAUUGUCCAUAGGCGCCAUCGAGCAGGUCCGCGACAGCCUAGGGAUCGAAAUGAAGUCCCAGCCGUUUAAGUUCUGGCUGGCGGCGCAGCGAAAGUUCAUCCGGCUCGGGCUGGACAGUGCGCCCUUUCUGCCUUUCGAGAGCAGCAGAGACGCGGCGUUUCGGGACUACGAGCGCGUCGGCAACGCGGGAAUCGAGGAGAUCCGCACCAUGCUGAACAACGACCCACACGCGCGAAAAGCUGCAUGGGCCGGCCAGGGGCUCAUCCAUCGCAUCUUGGGCAAGAAAGACUUCCUUUGGGAGCGCAUCAGCAACAGCGGCGACGAUUUAGAGAAGUUGGACGGGGACACCUUGCUCUCGCUGGUCCCGAUCCGAUACGCUGAGCACUGCGAAGUCGACAGCGAGUGGAAGCCGCCGCAGGAAAUGCCAGAGCUCGAGAGGCCAGAUGCCGUGCAGGGAAAGCGCUGCGAGCUGUGCGAGGACGAGACGUGCGGCUGCAUACGCACCUGCUUUCCGCAAGAACCUCGCGUGUCCUUUGCCGAGCCCAACGGCCCGACUGCCCGGGCGGCGGUGGCCUACAAAAAGGGCGCCCUGAUUGGUGAGGUGACCGGGGUCAUUCACUCCCCUGGCACCGUCGCCGAAGAUGGCCACGCUGUAGACUUUGUCAGGCCCGACGGCUCGUCGCCCCCUGUGCUCCGCGUGGCCGGCCGCAUCAUCGCCCGCGCGGCGGGCAACGUCUUUCGACUCUGCAAGUAUAGGUGCGGGGACGCCGAGGCCAGGUUGGUGACCAUGGCGAUUUCUGGACGCUGCCGCAUGGUGGUCGUCGCGGAGAGGGACAUCGGCGAGGGCGGCGAGAUAUCGAUCAAGACGCAGAACAAGGCCGAACCCUGUGCAUGUACCGACUGCGCCCCGUGAACUGUAGUUGUUGGGACUAUACGAUUGUACUACAUACUUUUUUUCUCUGUCUCUUUUCUUCCUGGCCCACGGGCACACACCCCUGUAUUUGCUGUUCGUCUCCUGCUCAUUGAAAUUUUGGCGCCUGUUGGCAAACCUUUGCUUCACCUAUCAAGCAUAUUGAUGACCAUUUUCCCAUCCCAAACCACGAGUGCAAUGUCCCCG